GUUCAUUCACACUUCCGACAACACGGAAGCUGUGACGUUGCACUGCUGCAUGGAUGAAUUGAAACCUGCUGAAACUCACACACUGACAGUCUGACACAGAGAUUUUGCAGGACUUCACGAAAAUCAGACAUAAAAUUACUUACAAUGGCCAAUACAAACGUGGACACAACUACCUUGUGUCUGUUUGACGUGGACGGGACUUUAACAGCAGCUCGACAGAAGGCAACAGCUGACAUGCAUGAGUUCUUGUGUAAACUGAGACAGCGUGUGAGGGUUGGGGUGGUUGGCGGUUCAGAUCUGGACAAAAUCAAAGAGCAGUUGGGUGAUGAUGUGAUUGAUAAAGUGGAUUAUGUGUUUGCUGAGAACGGUUUGGUAGCGUACAGAUUCGGGCAGCUACACUCUAUACAGAAUAUUCAGGCUUACCUGGGAGAGGAAAUCUUACAGGACUUCAUCAAUUUCUGCCUGAAUUAUCUUUCAAAAAUUAAACUGCCUAAGAAGAGGGGAACAUUUAUUGAAUUUCGUAACGGAAUGUUAAAUAUUUCUCCAAUUGGGCGAAGCUGUAGCCAACAGGAAAGAAUUGAAUUCUAUGAACUUGAUAAGAAGGAGAAGAUCAGAGAAAAGUUUGUCUCCGUUUUAAAAGAAGAGUUUGCUGGGAAAGGACUAGCGUUCUCCAUUGGUGGACAGAUCAGCUUUGACGUGUUUCCAGAGGGUUGGGAUAAGCGAUACUGUCUGGGAAUUGUGGAGAAGGACUCUUAUCAGGUCAUCCACUUCUUUGGAGACAAAACAAUGCCUGGAGGAAAUGAUUAUGAAAUAUUCACAGACCCACGAACAAUUGGACAUGUGGUCACAUCACCCGAGGACACAUUGAGGAUCUGCAAGGAGCUUUUUCUUAGUUAAGAAACAUUAACCACGACAAUCCAACCUGCAAAGUUAACUGACUGAAGUGUCUGUGAAACUAUGAACAUCUCACCUGUUUUGUUUCAUUUAAACAAAUGUAAGGUAUUGAAGAAAGCAAAACACAUGCUUUCAUUUUAAAUGGGACCUGGUACAUUUUUUACGAGUUUACUGGUGCUGGUGUUAUAAUGUGCUGAUCUUCAGUGCUUUCUAACUCUACAAGACAUCACAACAUUAUACAUGUAUUCUCAUCUUUUUCUUGUAUUCACUGGUCCAUAUGAAACCAGAGAUCUUUUUUUGCAAUUAACUGAACAUACAUGCCCAAUAAUAAUAAAUAAUUGUAUAUUAAAUUAUGCUUGACCAGAUAAGUGAUGAUAAUUAUCUAAAAUUAAAGGGGACAUUUCACAAUA
Messenger RNA from Misgurnus anguillicaudatus (oriental weatherfish), 1304 nucleotides. The record is from RefSeq and is a predicted model, not a curated record. Lineage: Eukaryota; Metazoa; Chordata; Actinopteri; Cypriniformes; Cobitidae.